GGAAUAAGUGACAUCAUGAGUGUGUGCCAGGUGUCUGAUUACAGAAGGUGUUCAAUUAAGUAAUCUGCAAUAAUUAAUUAACCCAUCAGUCGCUGGUAUUAUUUGCCAUCCAUCCUCCGAGUGUUGCCAAGUUAUGGGUGCGUUCUGCCAGCGUCCUAGCAGUGGGAAGGCUUCUGGCUGCCAGCGGGGAACCUCUCCCUUCGAGUAUUUCUCCUCUCGCUGAGAAGAUGAAAUGCGACCAGGUCUCUUUAAGGGCCAGGAGCCGGGAUCCAGGCGGCGCGCAAGGGCUGGACCAGCAGUCGCCCGCGCCGACUCGCACAGGAAGGAAGCUUUGGCCUCUGGAUCCGCUCGCCCGGCUAUGCUGCUGCGGCCGCUGCGGGGCUGGGCCGCCCGGGCGCUGCGCUGUUUUGGGCCGGGAAGCCCCGGGAGCCCGGCCUCAGGCCCCGGGCCGCGGAGGGUGCAGCGCGGGGCCUGGCCUCCGGAUAAAGAACAGGAAAAAGAGCAAAAAUCAGUGAUCUGUGUCGAGGGCAAUAUUGCAAGUGGGAAGACGACAUGCCUGGAAUUCUUCUCCAACGCGACAGACGUUGAGGUGUUAACGGAGCCUGUGUCCAAGUGGAGAAAUGUCCGUGGUCACAAUCCUCUGGGCCUAAUGUACCACGAUGCCUCUCGCUGGGGACUUACGCUACAGACUUAUGUGCAGCUCACCAUGCUGGACAGGCAUACUCGUCCUCAGGUGUCAUCUGUACGGUUGAUGGAGAGAUCGAUUCACAGCGCAAGAUACGUUUUUGUAGAAAACCUGUAUAGAAGUGGGAAGAUGCCAGAAGUGGACUAUGUAGUUCUGUCGGAAUGGUUUGACUGGAUCUUGAGGAACAUGGACGUGUCUGUUGAUUUGAUAGUUUACCUUCGGACCAAUCCUGAGACCUGUUACCGGAGGUUAAAGAGGAGAUGCAGGGAAGAGGAGAAGGUCAUUCCGCUGGAAUACCUGGAAGCAAUUCACCAUCUCCAUGAGGAGUGGCUCAUCAAAGGCAGCCUUUUCCCCGUGGCAGCCCCUGUUCUGGUGAUUGAGGCUGACCACCACAUGGAGAGGAUGUUAGAACUCUUUGAACAAAAUCGGGAUCGAAUAUUAACUCCAGAGAAUCGGAAGCAUUGCCCAUAGGAGGCAAAAGGUCUAUGGCUCAUGUCUGAAAAAUGCCUGCUGCUGCCAAGUUAGCUAUUGGGAGCAAUCUGGAAAAACUUGCUCCCAGGAGGGCUUUGUGUCUGGCCAGCUUGAUUUUCCUAAUGGUCUCAUCUCCUUUGCUAGUGUCUUUGUCAUGCGUCUCUGGCCCUCGUGGGUAAAUGACAAACGGGACCAAUGGGUUUGCCAAGCCCUUUGCUGUUCACAGCCUCACAUUCCCCCGGUGCCUCUCCCAGUGGCUUUGUGCUGCCGAGUCGCUCUCAUGAAGCCCUUAGGGAGGGCACCUGUUGUGUGCCUGACAACACGCUGGAGCUGUGUACCAAUCUUCUCAGCCUUCAUUAGGAGGCCGAGGUAGAAGUCUUAUAUCCCAGGUGAGGAAUUUGAAACUCAGAAAGGUUGAGGGGUUCUCCAGAGGUCACACAGCCCGUAUGCAGUGGAGCUGGCACCAUUCAGACUUUCAGCCGACUCCACAACUUUCCCUUGCCCUGGGCUGCCUCCUGAGAGCUGUUCCCCACCGCCCUGCCUAUUCUGGUUGUAGGCUCUCAUGUCUCUUUGGGGAGAGCUGGCAGUGUGCAGAGCCGAUAACAUUUUCCCAAUAUUGAGCAGUUCCCAAGGACAGUCAGCAUUUCUAGACUUCCACAAAAUUAUGCUGCAUUUGGCUGCAGCCCGGUGUUCAGUGGUUUCCCUGCCCAAGGCUGCUGCAGCCCCAUCUACCACGUCUUCAUGUGGACGUUGAGAUUCACACGCUGGCUCCUGAAGAGUGCUCGGUCUCCUUGGUGAUGAAGGUACUGCUUGAACUGCUGCCAACUCCAUGUCAGGGAAGUCGCUUUUGGUGCCUGGCUGGUUUGCCCAGAGCCAAGCUGGGGCAAGGGGCAGCCAGCCCUGGCUUCCAAGGCUCCCGUACUGUCUGUGUCCUUGUAUAAGGAGCUUUGCUUUUGGAAUUACUGAAAGUGUGGCCCAAGAGAGAGACACAAGUGGCCUUAAGUCUUUUUGAAAUAUUAUUUCAUCCAGGGAAAUGCCUCGAGCCAUAGAGCCUGAAAUCAUCUUUGUUGGUUCAGAAAAUUCCUUAGCUUCACUCAGCUGGAACUGCAUUGAAGGCGAGGCUGUCCCUUGGAUCAAGCAGAAAACAAGAGAAAGAACAUUCCCUUUGGAGAUAGUCUGGAAAGUUGGGAUUUGCAAAUAAAGGCUCUGGAAGCAUUGCUGAUCCUAAAGCUUUGGAGGUGGGCAGAGAGAGCUUCAAGGAGACUAGACACAAACCCUGGAAAGGAUUAAGGCUCAACUCUGGAGAAACAGGCCACAGCCUCUCAGAGCAGUCGUUGGCCAUAAAUAGAGGUAGCAAGGCCACUCCCAGGCCCCUGUGAGUGUGGGCACCUGUACAUGCGAUGCUCCGACUCUGCAGAGGUGCCAAGUGCCCCUGCUGGGCCAGUCCCAGAGAGUUAGGAAGUCAAGGCCUCCAACUCCUGGUUCUUCGUGUUUGGACCAGUUCUUGUGCCAUUGGCAGGAUGAGAGGCAGCAGCCAGGCGGGAGCUGUGUCUAGCAGCACCUGUAGCCCACGUGCUGCUAAUUAGCUGGAAAACUGGGGAAGGCAGAAACUUUGCUACCAGGAAUCUUGACAUGUGGGGUCUGUCUUUGAGAAUUUGUAAAUGAACAGUCCAAUAUUUCCUCUCGGCUCAUUUUGCGCAUCCAUUUUGGGGGAAAUGUGACUUCUCUCUCUCUCUCUCUCUCUCUUUUUUUUUGCCUAAGGCACAAUCUCAAGAGGUCCCGAAAACAUGUACCCAUGAUUUUUCUCUUGCUCUGUGAUGCCCAAUAACUCCUUCACCUAAGCCCUGUUGUUGAUUUUGAAGUGCUUCCUAGGCCAAUGAUUUUAGCUUCUACCAGCUCCUUUUGCCAGUAGAGUAACGUGUUUUUAUUUUUCAAACUCCGUGUUUCCUAACGUGGAGUGUAUGGGUCUAAGAAGAGCCUGCUGUCCUCCCUGCCUUCUACCUUGGAGAGGAGGCUGGGCACAUCAGCAGUGGCCAGGGCAGGUCACAAAAACCUCCCAGCCUAGAGACCACACCUGAAAUGGCUGAAGCCAGCUUGCACAAGGGCUGCUGUCCCCCUGCGGCAGGCAGAGCUGGUGGGGACAGGGGUCACAGAGCAGUCAUAGACACUGUGGACCAGGGCAGGAGAAGGGCAGAUGGCACAUGGGCACAACAGGGCCUCGUCCUUAGAGCACUGGGGGGGUCAUGGCUGGGAGGGGCACGGCAGGGGCUGGCAUAGAGCCAGAGGGGCCACCCAGGGAAGUGACAUUCCAGAUGUGUUGGGCUCACCUCAUCCUUGCUGGGAGACUGGAGUUCCAUGGGGACAUGAAGUCAGUACACCCCAGAGCUGCUCAGCUGCUCUACUUCUUGCUGACUUUUUUGUUGCACAUCAUAUACAUUUUCUUUCAAUUAGCAUUUAUUUCAGCUUUUAUUUAAGCUUUUUGACUGUACAUGUAAAAUAUAUGAUUAUAACCAUUUAAAAAUA
Nomascus leucogenys (northern white-cheeked gibbon) is the source of this 3679-nucleotide messenger RNA. It is a transcript of the gene TK2, whose product is annotated as thymidine kinase 2. Gene Ontology annotation, molecular function: deoxynucleoside kinase activity; ATP binding. NCBI's taxonomy places the organism in Eukaryota, Metazoa, Chordata, Mammalia, Primates, Hylobatidae. The record is from RefSeq and is a predicted model, not a curated record. Gene Ontology annotation, cellular component: cytoplasm; mitochondrion. Gene Ontology annotation, biological process: nucleobase-containing compound metabolic process.